Messenger RNA from Cydia splendana, 3137 nucleotides. RefSeq names its product very long-chain specific acyl-CoA dehydrogenase, mitochondrial (gene Acadvl). The record is from RefSeq and is a predicted model, not a curated record. NCBI's taxonomy places the organism in Eukaryota, Metazoa, Arthropoda, Insecta, Lepidoptera, Tortricidae. The transcript has 12 exons. Gene Ontology annotation, molecular function: flavin adenine dinucleotide binding; fatty-acyl-CoA binding; very-long-chain fatty acyl-CoA dehydrogenase activity. Bases 257 to 2152 code for a protein of 631 amino acids.
CUCUACUCUAGUCUAGUCUGUGCUAGUGCUUCAAGUAGAAAAGUUGUGGGUGGAGAGCAAAGUUCUUUUUAUACUUUUAUUUGUUAUGAUUUAUCGUUUAGUUCUGUAGGUCAAAAUCUCACUCUAGCCAGAAUAAUCAAUUAAUUGUAGUUAAGUGAACGAUGAACAUCUGUUUCUGAAUAUAACAGAACUGUAACGAGUGGUUAAGCAAGCAAACGUAAUCUUCGAAAUCAUUAUCCGUGGUCAGUGACUGAAGAUGAAGGGUGCUAAGCUGUUGAGUUCUGCUGGCCGCUGUGUCGCGGCUUCACCAGCAUAUGCUCGUCCUACCCCGCGUUACAAUAAUGAUGGCGGGCGCCGCACAGAGGCAACAAAGGCAGCUCAGAAGGAGCGUCCCGGACCACGGUCAAGCGACUCAUUCACAUUGAACCUGUUCCGAGGAGCCCUAGAGACCUCCACAGUGUUCCCGUACCCUGAGCCGCUGGCUGAGGACCAGAGACAGGUGUUAUCUGAGCUUGUGCCACCGGUUGAGAAGUUCUUCCAAGAGGUCAACGACCCCGCGAAGAACGACAAUGACGCGAAGAUCGAGCCGAACACGCUUGCCGGUCUUUGGGACCUCGGUGCCUUCGGUCUGCAGGUGCCUUGUGAGCUUGGCGGUCUCGGUCUUAGCAACACACAGUACGCUCGUCUCGUUGAGAUCGUCGGUGCUCACGACCUGGGUGUGGGCAUCACGCUCGGAGCUCACCAGUCCAUCGGCUUCAAGGGUAUUCUGUUGUUCGGUACUCCAGAACAGAAGCAGAAGUACCUCCCCAGGGUAACUGGUGGGGAGUACGCUGCGUUCUGCCUCACUGAGCCGUCUUCAGGGUCUGAUGCUGGUUCCAUCAAGACGCGUGCAGUCCAGCAACCCGACGGCUCGUGGAAGCUGAACGGUUCCAAGAUCUGGAUCAGCAACGGUGGGACCGCCGAGGUUAUGACCGUGUUCGCGCAGACACCUGUCCAGAAGGACGGGAAGACCGUCGACAAGGUGACAGCGUUCAUCGUGGAGCGCUCCUUCGGCGGCGUGUCAUCCGGCCCUCCGGAAAAUAAGAUGGGUAUCAAGUGCUCCAACACCACUGAGGUGUACUACGAAGACGUUCCCAUUCCCAAUGAAAACGUGUUGGGAGGCGUCGGCAACGGAUUCAAGGUUGCGAUGAACAUCCUGAACAACGGCCGUUUCGGUAUGGGCGCCGCUCUGGCCGGCACACAGCGCGCGGCCAUCAAGCAGGCUGCUGAACACGCCGCCACUCGCGUGCAGUUCGGCAAGAAGCUUAUCGAGUUCGGUACCAUCCAGGAAAAGCUGGCUCGUAUGGCGAUGCUCCAAUACGUGACGGAGUCGCUCGCGUACAUGGUGUCCGGUAACAUGGAUACCGGCGCUAAGGACUACCACCUCGAGGCUGCCAUCAGCAAGGUGUUCGCAUCAGAUUCAGCGUGGACGGUGGUAGACGAAGCCAUCCAAAUCCUCGGCGGUAUGGGCUUCAUGAAGGGCACUGGAUUGGAGCGUGUGCUCCGCGACCUGAGGAUCUUCCGUAUCUUUGAGGGCACCAACGACAUCUUGCGUCUCUUCGUCGCAUUGACAGGCAUCCAAUUCGCCGGCUCCCACCUCCAAGAGCUCCAGCGCGCCUUCAAGAACCCCACCGCCAAUCUCGGCCUCAUCUUCAGCGAGGCCGGCAAGCGCGCCGGCCGCGUCGUCGGCCUCACCUCCACCGCCGACAUCAGCCCUCUGGUGGCGGAUCAACUACGCCCAGCUUCUAGGGAGUUGGCGAAGUGUGUGGAUGCGUAUGGACAGACUAUUGAGUCAACGUUGGUCAAGUACGGGAGGAAGGUUGUGGAUGAACAGUUCGUCCUCAACCGCCUAGCGUCGGCCGCCAUCGACGUGUACACGACGGCCGUGGUGCUGUCCCGCGCGUCGCGCGCCGCCAAGCUCGGGCUGCCGUCCGCCGGACACGAGAUCAAGCUCGCCGAGGCCUGGGCACAUGACGCCCUAGGCAGAGUACCCGGACUGCUGGCCGCGGCGAAAGAUGCCCCGUCACUACAGCAGUACGCGAGGCUCGGCGCAUUAGGACGCGCCGUCGCCGAGAACUCCGGCCAGCCCAGCAUUAACCCGCUUAACUUGUAGACCUAAAAGGGACGUCCGUAGAAAUCAGUCAGUCGAGUGUUGUGAGUAAUUGAAGUACCUUUUGGCCGCUAAAGACGUCAACAGACGCGCGUGGCUAUAACCCGAUAUCACCCUUCGUACCAUCACGCUCCACGAUUGUUGAGCCAUUUAGGGUCCUACGGGGUCUAACGUUUGUCCCGUACAAACGCGAAUUUUCCGAAGAUUUUUAGGUAUAAGACUUUCCUUUUCUACGACAAAUGGUAAAAAAUAUGCACAGAAAAAUAAUCGCCUGCAUUAAAUGCCGAAAAAAAGACGCAACACAGGAAAUAAAAUGCGUUUUUACGGGACAGCCCGUGGAAUGCUCCCAAAAUGGUUGUUCAAUACUUACGCUAUAGAAUUUCCAAAGAACCCUAAAUGGUAUAACAAUCCCGUGUGACCGUACAUUCGGACAAGGUUCCAGAUGACGCGCCGCACGUAAGCGUGACGUUCAAAGGGUUGAUGGGGCAGCUAAAUAGAGAUUAUUUGGGUCGGCCUAUAUGUCUAUGCCAAGACCGAGCCAAACGUAACUACAAUGAUAGACCUUGCCAAAGAAAACUAUUAAAAGACAAUAUAAACAUACUCAACAUUAUGAAACAUGCAUCUCUCUUAUGCAUAAUUAUAAAAUCAAUACUCUUAUGCACUGACUGUACAAGAUUAAACUCAAAUAACCCAAAAUCAGUCUUAAUAAAACUCCCACAGCCUUAAUAAAUGCUAAGAAAACAGUGUCAAGAUCUUAAAAACCCCUAAGCGACCUCUAAACGUCCUAUUAGUAUAAGUUAGCCUAAUAAAUCAUGUGUUCGACUGUAUAAUCUUUUUGAUUGCACAAAACAUUCGGACGACCGACCCUUUUUGGGUAUGGGUGUUUUCAACUCUGCCGAAUGACCCAAUCAUGUAAAUGUGAAUGUACAUUGUAUAGUAUAAUUUUUGACAGUUAUAUUUAUUUUUAAAUAGUAUAUUUUUAAGUAUA